AUGGCUCCCAGCACCAUAAAAAAAGCAAUCGGAGCCGUCAAAGACCAAACCAGCAUCGGCAUAGCCAAAGUCGCCGGCAACGUAGCGCCUGACCUCGAAGUUUUGAUCGUCAAGGCCACUAGUCACGACGACGAUCCCGCCGACGAGAAGUACUUGAGGGAGAUCCUCAACCUCACCUCUUAUUCCAGAGGAUACGUGAGUGCCUGCGUUGUCACCAUCGCCAAGCGCCUCGGCAAGACUCGGGAUUGGAUGGUGGCGCUCAAGGCGUUGAUGCUCGUUCACAGGCUUGUAUCCGAUGGAGAUCCAAUCUUCAAGGAGGAGAUCGUCUACGCCACGCGAAGAGGUGCUAGGCUCUUGAAUAUGUCUGAUUUUCGCGAUGAGGCGCACUCGAAUUCGUGGGAUUAUUCGGGGUUUGUGAGGACUUAUGGCUUGUAUCUUGAUGAGAAGCUUGAGUUUAUGGUGUAUGAGAAAAAAUUGAGUCCCGGUGGUGACGACGACCGACGACGACGUGAUGAGUAUGGAGAUUAUAGAGAUGAGCCCAUGUAUGGAAUGCCGCGGAGAUCUAGAUCGUACGGGGAUUUGAAUGAAUCUGCUGUGAGGGAGCAGAAGGAUGUGGGGACGCCAGUAAAAGACAUGAAGACAGAGAGAGUUUUGGGGAAAUUGAAUGGUUUGAUGCGGAUUGUUGAUCGCUUUUUGGCUUGUCGUCCCACCGGUGUGGCAAAAAAUAGUAGGAUGGUACUCGUUGCGCUUUACCAGAUUGUGAAGGAGAGUUUUGGGCUAUAUGCUGAUAUAUCCGAGGCAUUGGCGGUGCUGCAGGAUCGGUUUUUUGAAAUGGAGUAUGCAGAUUGUGUUAAGGUUUUUGAUGCACAUGUGGGUGCUGCGAAGCUGAUUGAUGAACUCGUGGGGUUCUAUAAUUGGUGUAGGGAUACUGGGGUGGCGAGGUCUUCAGAGUACCCGGAGGUGCAUAGAAUUACGGACAAGGUUUUGGGGUCAAUGGAUGGAUUUUUGAAAGACAAGGGGAAGUCAUCCAAAAGUCCUGAGAGGAGGGAGGAGAACCCACCAAUAGUUGAGGAGCGGGAACCAGAUAUGAAUGAGAUAAAGGCUCUUCCUCCGCCUGAGAAUUACAGUCCACCUCCACCCCCACCCCCACCCCCAUCUGAGCCACAACCCAAGCCACAGCCUCAACAGCAGACGGAAGACUUGGUGAAUUUAAGGGAUGAUGCAGUGUCUGCUGAUGAUCAAGGCAACAAAUUGGCGUUAGCCUUGUUCUCAGGGCCUCCAACUUCUAACAAUAAUGGAUCAUGGGAAGCAUUCCCAUCUAAUGGAGGGCCGGAGGUAACAUCUGCAUGGCAGACACCCGCCGCUGAGAGUGGUAAAGCAGAUUGGGAACUGGCUUUGGUUGAGACUGCUAGUAAUUUAUCAAAGCAGAAAAAUGCUAUGGCAGGUGGCUUUGAUCCAUUGCUGUUGAAUGGCAUGUACGAUCAGGGAGCAGUGAGGCAACAUGUGAGCACUGCUCAGCUGACCGGGGGAAGUGCAAGCAGUGUGGCACUCCCUGGACAGGGCAAGAAUGCUACACCAGUUCUAGCACUGCCUGCACCGGAUGGGACUGUCCAAGCAGUGGGUCAUCAGGAUCCAUUUGCAGCAUCGCUUGCAGUGCCACCUCCUUCAUAUGUGCAGAUAGCUGACAUGGAAAAGAAGCAGCACCUGCUUGUGCAGGAACAGCAAGUUUGGCAGCAGUAUGGAAGGGAGGGGAUGCAAGGCCAAGUGGGUUUGGCCAAGAUUGGUGGGCCUGGUUACUAUAGCGCAGCUGCUCCACAGCAAAUGAUGCAAAUGAUGCCUUAUGGGAUGCCACCAACCAAUGGCAUGGUGCAGCCAGGAGGGUACCAGUACACACCUUACUGAAUUGGCUUUGACAAGGAACUGCUUUUAUUCAUGCUACAAUGCACAUAAGUAUGUAUAUCAUACAUCAUAAUUUUUUCUGUUGAUUGCCAUUGUUAUUAGUAUGCAUCUGACCGGAAUGAACAGAGUCACAGGAGUUUGAGAAUACAUAAAAGAUACUAUACUAUGCACAAUGGAGAUUUGAUAUUUUUUUUCUUUGUGGUUUGAAAUCUCAUUCUGUAAUUGUCAUUCAGAAAGAUGUUGGAUGUUCAGCCGCUUCUAGAAGCUGGAUUUAUUUUAUGUAAUUGAUGGAAAAGAAAAAAAAGUCCCGUUGAAACCUU
Messenger RNA from Vitis vinifera (wine grape), 2219 nucleotides. Its product is annotated as putative clathrin assembly protein At2g25430. Bases 1 to 1902 code for a protein of 633 amino acids. Gene Ontology annotation, molecular function: SNARE binding; 1-phosphatidylinositol binding; clathrin heavy chain binding. The record is from RefSeq and is a predicted model, not a curated record. Gene Ontology annotation, cellular component: clathrin-coated vesicle; clathrin-coated pit. Gene Ontology annotation, biological process: clathrin-dependent endocytosis; vesicle budding from membrane; clathrin coat assembly. Lineage: Eukaryota; Viridiplantae; Streptophyta; Magnoliopsida; Vitales; Vitaceae. The transcript has a single exon.